AUGGCAAUCACCCUUUCCUCCUGGCAACGUCUGUCUUUCUUUGCGCCCAAACGGCGUGGUUCCCAAUCAAAAGCAAGUCCAUCACCAGUGGCAGCGCUCGACGAAAAGGACGCGCAAGAACCAAGAAUGGGUUAUGCAGUCUCCGAGACAUCUGCCGCCACUGCGAAGCUCAGCUCCGAGCAGCGCGCUGCGUUUGCGGUCACCUCUCGUCUGCUCGCUAGCUUCGUUACGGAGGCGUUGCUUCGCGCGAUCUACAUACCAUCCGAAGCCGAGGACUAUGCCGGACUUUGCGUCAUAUUUGCUUCGGUAAAGCCCUCUUCAUCCGGAGCGAAGACGGUGGCUGGUAUCUUUGCAGUCGUACCUGUGCAUCACGUACCGAUCUUGAAAGAGGACAAUGCCGUGUGGCUCUUGGACCCCCUCGACAUGCUUCCGAACAUCCUAUUCUUCGGCGAUGAGGCGGGAGAACUCUGCGAAGAAUUCCAACGGCGUAACAUUGCAACAUGCUUGCGUGCCGCGCACUGGACAGUUGACGACGCGUCCUCGUUGAGGACCACUCUCAGUCCGCGUUUUUGGUGGACACGAUUUGCAGAAGAUGCAGCUAUGGAAGUCUCCAUGCGCGAUACAUUGUUGGAGGAGAUUGCCAGUUCGUUUAUGUGGCAAAAGGCAAUCUAUGAUAGGUUGCCUUUCCUUCCUGCGUUAGGAGCAUCUGCUAUCGAAUGGGAACAAAGUCUCGUCGAAGGCCAUCCCACGCACCCCAUGCAUCGCGCACGCCGCACUCUCCCCCCUCUUCAACCCCUGACGCCCGCCACUCGUGACUGGUACCGGCCCAAGGUCCGCUUCGCCGUGGUCUCGCGCUCCAGGGUCGACAUACGGGGAGAUUUUGAAGCUCGUAUUCUCGACUUGGUGAAGGUCGCUGCCGCACAUACGGGUGCGAGCCUGCCUGAGAUCCCACCGGAUCGACUCAUUAUGCCCGUAUACGAUCUUCAAGUGGCGAACAUCGAGGACAAGUUCCCCGAUGUGCAAAUCCUUCCAGAAAGUAUCAGCAUUCAGACGCAGGCGCAGGCGAGUUUAAGAACCAUCACGAUCCCGGGCUUUUCCUUCGCUCUCAAGCUUGCCGUUGGGAUCAAGGUGUCCUCAGCGUUACGCACCAUCUCACACUACACCGCCAACGUUGGACCGCGCCUCUCUGAGGAGAUUGUGCCCAAACUUGCGGUUGAUCCCGAGGUGUUGUACAUCGAACGUGAGACGGGCAGUGCCGUCUGUAUGCGCGACAUGGACGGCAACACGGUCGAUGAAGACAUCGCCAAGCACUUCACGGCUGUACUACGCGACCCGUACGUUCCCAAAGAAGACGAAGCCGUCGUACUUGUCGCAGCUCUCGGUGAGACUGGGCAUGCGAACUCUCCAGCCGGCGUGUCUGCUGCCCAGCAGAUACUUGGGUUGGACACACGCGAGAAACGUGUGUCCUUCUUCGAUGAGUAUACUCGGCUACUGGUUGACGCUGUCGUCCCGCCCAUGCUGCACAACGGACUUGCCUUCGAAGCGCACCCUCAGAAUACGCUAGUUCGGCUCUCACGCUCCACGAAGCGAGUACGCGGCUUCGUCAUGCGCGACCUGGGUGGCCUACGUGUUCACGCAGAGACCUUACGCGCAAGUACGGGCACUGACUUCCAGUUCUUGCCUGGGCACUGUGUGGUCACCGCCAGCGUUGAAGAGGCCGCCAAGAAGCUCUACCACACCCUCGUCUUCAACCAUCUCCAGCGCCUUGCACGCUCAUUAGGCCUUCAUCACGAUGGUUCGGGCUGGGGUCUGCUGCGGAAGCACCUUGAGGCGAAGAUCCCGCGGGAUAGCUGGCUGUGGAAUGUAUGGCUGAGUGAGGAUGGUGCGCAUAGCGUGAGCGGAAAGUGUCUGCUCAGAAUGAAGCUCGCCGGGUUGUACCGCGAUUCUGUUUAUGAGCCCUUCCCUAAUCUUAUACAAUAUCGACCAUCAUAG
Molecule: messenger RNA, 1992 nt
Organism: Peniophora sp. CBMAI 1063
Lineage: Eukaryota; Fungi; Basidiomycota; Agaricomycetes; Russulales; Peniophoraceae
Source: the annotation of a GenBank genome assembly